Messenger RNA from Salvia hispanica, 1008 nucleotides. Lineage: Eukaryota; Viridiplantae; Streptophyta; Magnoliopsida; Lamiales; Lamiaceae. The record is from RefSeq and is a predicted model, not a curated record.
ACUAAAGGAACCUUUGCUUCUAAGCAUGGAAUUACUAAGGUGUCAAAACAAGUUGCUUUGGCUUUUUGCAAGAGGACACUAAUUAGAUGCCGUAAAUUCGAAGAUUCAGGUAUCAGUUGUUUUUCUGAGCCUGCACUUCGGGAAAUCGUUUACGCACCACCUCCUCAGUUCUCUGAGAUGGAGCUACUUUCUGGUGUUAACCCAGCAGCUGCUAAUGAUGCACUUGGGACUUCACUUCGUCUUUUCGAUCACGGUGUUGCUAAAAAUGGGCCAAUAUCAAAUAGAGGAAAGAAAAAAGAACUAUCUCUUGAUGAUGUAGGUGGUUCCGUUUUCCGAGCCUCGGCUGGUCUAGGCAUGUCUGGUGGUGCAAAGGGAAAGAGAAGCGAAAGGGAUAGGGAUUCAAGCAAGCACGGAAGGUUGUCCAUGGGUGGUGCAAAGGGCGAGCGAAAAACAAAAUCGAAACUGAAGCAGAAAACAGCUCAGCUUUCAAUGUCUGGAGUCAAUAAAAUCGCAGAAACAGGCAGUGAAGCCGCAAACAACAGUGGCAACAGGAGAAAAGAUGUUAGAUUCAUGUCUUCCGGUAAUGCCCCUCCUGGGUCAUCGAGAGACGCCAAGGAUUCUUUGGCUGACGUCUCGACUCUGCCCCUCGACAACAUAGACGGGAUAGAAGAGCUAGGUGUAGAUUGCGACACAGAUGCACCUCAGGAUCUCAAUUCUUGGUUCAAUUUUGAAGUAGACGGUGAAGAACACGAUGAUGUUGUCGGCCUUGAGAUACCCAUGGAUGACCUCUCAGACCUACUCAUCUUCUGAGCUUCACCCCCUUGUACAGCUUGUUGGAAUACUGAUUUGUUUAGCGAAAUAGACUGCUCAUUUUUUUCAGUUCGGUGGGUGCCUCACCCUACGUUCGUCUUGGCCUAAUGGCUUUUGUAAGUAUGCAUUUUUGUUGUAAUCUAGGAAAAUCUUCAUAGUCAUCAUAUAUAAUAUAUUUCAGACUAAUUAUUUUCCCCA